This is a messenger RNA of Symbiodinium sp. CCMP2592, 3486 nucleotides long. The record is from the annotation of a GenBank genome assembly. NCBI's taxonomy places the organism in Eukaryota, Dinophyceae, Suessiales, Symbiodiniaceae.
GCAUGCUUCGCGACGUUGCAGAGGUUCCGAUGCGGAAGUCUAGGCGCUCUGGAGGCCCUGCAGCUAGCCAUGGCUCUGCGGCGCCCAGCGGAGCCCAGCGUGGUGCAUCCAGGGUCCCUACUCCUGGCAGCACCGCCGUCACGGUGGUUGGGCCUCCGCCGGGAGAGGUCAAGCACCGCUCUGGAGCUGUUUAGCCCACUCGAUGUGGCCCGGCAUGCAGCAGAACAGCUCCAGAAGUAUCUCUCCUGCCACGCGCAUUUCCAGCCAGCCGGGAAAGCUGAGAUCGUGGUCCACGAGCGUCUUGCGGAGCGGUUUGCUGCCGCUGUAGCCGUUCAGAGAGUCGGCGCGAAGUCCCCCACGACGCCGAGCCUAGCUUUCCAUGGCGCUCCCGGGCAGGAUGUGCUGCGCAGCAUCUGUCGCCGAGGGUUCCUCAUGCCUGGGGAUUGGAUUGAAGGCACCCCGGACUUUCUCUCCAUGGAGCAUGGAAACGUGAAAGGCAUGGGUGUCUACACAUCCCCAUGCCUGGACACCGCGGCGCGCUACUCCGGGGUUUACGACAAAGACGGCGUUGGUCUGGUCUUAGUUGCCCUGGUGGCCCCUGGGGCCAUGUGGCGCGAGAAGAGCCGCGAUGAGACGCAACAGCAGAUCUCACGCUGGCACUUCCCACCGAGACCAAAGGAGGGGCAACGCCGUGGCGGAUGGGUCUACCACCGAGGGUACUGGCAGGUGGCCGAUGGCAAUGGCUCUGGGAAGCAGUCUGCUUCGGACGACUGGGACAUGGCUUUUGCACCGGACAGCUGCGCUCUCUACGACGGCGCCUACAACAGCCGCCUCUUCGGCACUGGCACAAAAGUCUCCGAGGAACUGGUCUUGGCGUCAGUGGAUCAGUUGCUGCCGCUGCUGCUGCUGCCUUUUCGUCGUCGUGACUCGGAGAGCAUCCCUGCCACACCUAUGCCGAAACUGCCUGCUCAAAAUCUUCCAGGCGGGCGACGUCGACGGACCCUCUGUGGCUCGAGAGUCUAUGAGUAUCCGUCUGAUCCCCUGCCCGAUCGUUUCCUGCUGUGCCAAAAAAUCGUGGCAGCUGCGACGCCUUCUGACGAGCUUUGGGCGAUCCAUGUAGACGACCCUUGCAUUGGCGGUGAGAGGAGCUAUCGGCCAGCCUUGCAUGUGCUUUUCCUGGUGGAUGAGGCGCUUGCUUCAUCGGAGUUCAAGAAGGAGGUUCCAAUAUUGGUGGAGACGCUGGCGGGGCAACUUCAGGGCAUCACAUCGCUGGUUAUGUUCAACUCCGCCGGCGUGGACUCCAGCCUUUGCCUCCCCUGGGAUGCGUCGAAUUCGUUGCCUGCGCGCUUCGGCGACCGCUGGGCAAAAGCCGGCGCACGCGGCGGAGGUAAUCUGGCUGCCGGGAUUCUCUAUGCGUCGGACUCGAUGAUUUCCAAGCUCGCCAAGGAGACCGAGGCAGAGCUCCUCUCCGCCGGCGCCCCCUGGCGAAGGCUCCGCGCUGGCAUGGAAAUCAACACCACAUCUGGUGAAGGUGCCGUCGUGGAGGAUGUCAGCUUUGACUAUCAGGGCCUUGCCAACCUUGAGGUGAAGUGGACGGCCAGAGCAAGGGCGCAAGAGUCCAGCAACCUCUCCGUGGUCGAAAGCAAGGCGGGGCAGCUUCUCAGAGCUGAGUGGAGUGAGGGCUCUUUCUCGGAGUUUCGCCUCCCAGCGGCUCUGGGCGCGGCCCGGGCGCCCGCAGACGUCGCAGCAGAGACGACUUUCGCUGUUUUCGCGAUCUCGAACUUCGCGGUUGUGGGCACUGAGGCGAACAGGCUCCUGAGCCAAGUGUCGGAGUGCGCAGCCCAGCUGCACUGCAGCGGCUGCCGGGUGUCAAUGAUGCCCAUUGCGCUGGGAGGCGGCGACAGAGGCCUCCGAUUGGCCGCUGCUUUGCGGGAGCUCUCUACCGGAGGAGCGCCCUGGUACCAGCCCUUCCACGGAGCUUCGGCAUCCAGUGAGAUGCCGGCCCUCACCGAGAAGCUUCGUGAGGAGAUGCAGGACUGGAGGACGAAGAAAUCUGCGCGGGGCAGCGUCACCAUCGGACAACUGGCUGCCAAGCAUGGCGAGGGAUUUGUGGAGGAUCCCUUGGCACUGCCCCGCUGGAUGGCGCGGCUUACACCACCCUCGACCGAAGCGGAGGCGGCGGACAUUGUGCAAGGCCAGUGCUUGCUUUUCAAGGGCGAGCUACCCCGAAGGGGAGUCUAUGUUCAAGAUGAGGAACACCGGCUGUUGGACCACUAUCCGCCGCAGAAGUGUUUUGAGCUGCUAAAGGAAGAUGACACGACUCGGAGCAACUCCCAGGCAGUCGUUCUGGAGGCAGUAGGACGAUGCUUGAAUCUGGGCUUCGCAUUGGAGAGGGCUGCGCAGCAACUCAGAUCUUCGAGCUUGGUGGCCCUAGGCCCUAUGAGGACAGAAAUCAAAACAUGGCUUGACCGUCUUCGCACCGUCGCCGAAGAGCUGCAGAUGCCGAAUGACAAGAAAAUGCUGCAGUCCUUCACGAGGCUUCGUGCUCCGCUCCGGGCGGCCAUCGCAGCUCGGCUACGUGGACUGAGCUGCGGCCUCCAGCGCGUGUCAAACGCUUUGUCCGAUGCCGCUGCCCUCGAUGAGGCUGCCGAGAAGGAGCCUGGAGUGUCGGCCUGGAUCCGGCGUGUUUCUUCCAUGCGCUUCGGUGCGCGAGUCCUCCAGCGUGCGAAGAAGAACUUGCCAGAUGAGGGAGAUGGCAUCACAGAACAGGAGCGCUGGGGCAACGACCUGCGCGCGCUUUCCACCUUGUCCCUGGCUGGCGGAGAGAAGGACCUGCCGCGCUGUUUUCUCACCGGCACGACCUUUUUGGAGCAGCUCCAAGAGAGCGCAAGUCUCAUCAGCGAGUUUGAGAAGCUCCACCCAGAGGAGGCGGUCUACGCGAUAGGCUGCGUGGGCAUCCUGAUCCGCUGCCGCCGCAGCGAUGCCUCAGAGGUUGAGCCCUGGCUCCUUGUUGUGGAGCAUGUCUCGACUACCUGGGCUAGCUCCUCCUGUGCCGCCUUGGCGCUGGAGUCAGAGCCUCUUAGAGACGCGGCCGGCGAGUUGGCCCCUGAUGUGGCUGUCCUCGACCUCGAUGGCUCGAAGCCCUUCGUCAAGGAUGCCUACCGCUGGUUCACGAACUCCACCUUGUACAAGAGAUACAUGGCCAUGGUCUUUGCGCGCAACUCGCUGUGCCAAGUCCCAGGCCAAGGCUUCGUGCUGCCAGUUCUUGUUUGGGUGAAGACUGCCGAGCAGCUGAUCAAUCGCCCCGUCAAAGAGGGUGGUCCCCAGUCCGUUUGCCUGGCCCUGGCCGCCAUUUGCUUCAGCGAAAACGCGAAGAUAGUGCUUUCCGGCUGUCCAAGCUUCGGGGACAGAGCAAGAGUUGAAAAGGAGGAUUCACCCAGUGGUUGGGGCUUGCGAGACUUGGAUGCGGAGAAGGAGAGCCUUUAG